AACUUCCGCGCAUCUACGAGGGCCGGGACUGCAGCUACCUUUCUGGAAGGCGCCGGCCGGCCAGUCACCGGCUGAAUCCUGCCGGAGGCGGCUCCCAGUCUCCGGUUGCGGGGCAGAGACCCGGGCGCCCCGCCCUCGCCAGCGCCCGCCCCCGCCCGCCCCCAGCCCGCCCCCAGCCCGCCCUCCGUAUCUGGCCCCUGGGCAGCUGUCCCGGGAGGCGGCCAGCGAGUUGGGGCCGCGCGAUGUCGCACGGAGCCGGGCUCGUCCGCACCACGUGCAGCAGCGGCAGCGCGCUCGGACCCGGGGCCGGCGCGGCCCAGCCCAGCGCCAGCCCCUUGGAGGGGCUGCUGGACCCCAGCUAUCCCCGGACCCACGCGGCCCUGCUGAAAGUGGCGCAGAUGGUCACCCUGCUGAUUGCCUUCAUCUGCGUGCGGAGCUCCCCGUGGACCAACUACAGCGCCUACAGCUACUUUGAAGUGGUCACCAUUUGCGACUUGAUAAUGAUCCUCGCCUUUUACCUGGUCCACCUGUUCCGCUUCUACCGCGUGCUCACCUGUAUCAGCUGGCCCUUGUCGGAACUUCUGCACUAUUUAAUCGGUACCCUGCUCCUCCUCAUCGCCUCCAUCGUGGCAGCUUCCAAGAGUUACAAUCAAAGCGGACUGGUAGCCGGAGCGAUCUUUGGUUUCAUGGCCACCUUCCUCUGCAUGGCAAGCAUAUGGCUGUCCUACAAGAUCUCGUGUGUAACCCAGUCCACAGAUGCAGCCGUCUGAUGAGGCCACAACCCCUGGGCCCCUCAGAGCUUUGCAAAGAGGUCGUGUACUCCAGGCGAGGCCUGUGGACCUGUGUUCCUGUGCCAAAGUCCUGUCAGGCUGGUGGGAACCAGGAAAGGCCUGCCCCCUCUUCCUGCUCUCCCCGGAAGCCAGCUCCCAGAGCUCCUGAGCCAGCCGGAAACUCUUCCUCCAAGCCUUCCAGGGAGAAUAUUCCUCCCCUUCUGGAAAAGGAAAGCAGCCUCCAGGGAAAUCUGUUUUCUGCCUUCCUGCUUCUAGAACCACCUCAGGUACUGAUGAACCCCACUUAGCACAGCUGGAGGGGUUUGUGAAUACUCCUGCCUAAAUCCCUUCUACUUCACUCCUCAGCCGGGAGUGAAGCGCCUUAAGAAACAAAGCUCCCUCCUAAUUUAUCUAGCUUGUCAGUCCAGUCUUAGAGAUACCCUCUUUCCUGAAGCGAGGCGUGCCUGUAGAAACACUAUGUGGUUAGCCUGUCCCUAAGGAGAUCUCGCGUCUCCUCUCCAUCUCUGCCUUUGUUACCAUUGUACACAUGUUUAUGCGUCUUUUAAUAAAAUAUUGACUCGGC
Messenger RNA from Cercocebus atys (sooty mangabey), 1353 nucleotides. RefSeq names its product CKLF-like MARVEL transmembrane domain containing 7 (gene CMTM7). The coding region runs from base 243 to 770 and encodes 175 amino acids. The transcript is spliced from 5 exons. NCBI's taxonomy places the organism in Eukaryota, Metazoa, Chordata, Mammalia, Primates, Cercopithecidae. The record is from RefSeq and is a predicted model, not a curated record. Gene Ontology annotation, cellular component: membrane.